AUGGCAACCUCUGCAGCUUUAGCCAUUUUUGCAAUUUGUCUCUCUUGUUUAGUCUCCAUAGAUGCUGCCUCUAAACCUAGACAUGGAUUCAGUGUUGAACUGAUUAACAGAGAUUCACCAAAGUCUCCCUUUUACAAACCUGACGAAACUCAUUCUCAACGCUUGGCUAAUGCUCUUCGUCGAUCCAUAAGCCGUUCCCAUCAUUUUAACAGAAAAAUUAAUGCAGAAUCUCCCACAACUGUAGAGUCUGAGAUAUUCAAUGUCCAGGGUGAGUUUCUCAUGAAACUUUCAGUCGGCACACCACCUUUUGAAAUUUUAGCCAUUGCUGAUACUGGUAGUGACCUUAUAUGGACACAAUGCCAGCCCUGUGAUCAAUGUUAUCAACAAGAUGCUCCUAUUUUUGAUCCAAAAUCUUCCUCAACUUAUAGAGAUUUGUCCUGCACUUCAAGCCAAUGUGAAAGGGUAAAUGAUCAAAGCAAAUGUGAUGUUAAUCAGCAUUGCUAUUACACAUAUGCUUAUGGAGAUAGUUCCUCCACUUCUGGAAAUUUUGCUGCUGAAACCAUUACCUUGGAUUCUACAAGUGGCCGCCCUGUGAAUUUCCCUAAAUCUCUAUUUGGUUGUGGACAUGACAAUAGUGGAACUUUUGGUGCACAAGGUUCAGGCCUUGUUGGCCUUGGAGGUGGCUCCAUUUCUCUUAUUUCUCAACUGGGUUCUUCCAUUGAUGGAAAAUUUUCAUAUUGUUUGGUGCCAGUUAGCUCCACAGCAACAUCAAACUCAUCAAGCAAGUUGAAUUUUGGAAGCAAUGCCGUGGUUUCAGGUGAAGGAGCCGUGUCCACCCCAUUAACCAAGAAAGAACCUGACACCUUCUACUUUCUAACACUGGAAGCUAUAAGUGUUGGAGAAAAAAGAAUAGAAUUUCCUGGUUCUUCCUUUGGAGCAAGUGACGGAAACAUUAUAAUUGAUUCUGGAACCACAUUGACAUUAGUCCCACAAGAUUUUUACUCAGAAUUGGAAUCAGCAGUAGAAAGUGCGAGCAAUGGACGACGAGUCCAAGACCCCACGAGUACUUUGAGUCUUUGCUAUGCUGCUGAUAAUAAUCUAGAGGUUCCUGUAUUGACAGCCCAUUUCAGUGGUGCAGAUGUGGAGCUGAAAACUAUAAACACAUUUAUUCAAGUUUCUGAAGGUGUAGUGUGUUUGGCUUUUAUAGCUAAUGAUUCAAUUGCAAUAUUUGGUUACAUUGCACAGCUGAACCACUUGGUAGGAUAUGAUAUUCAAGAGAAUACGGUGUCGUUCAAGCCAACUGAUUGCACCAAGGAGUAA
This is a messenger RNA of Manihot esculenta (cassava), 1320 nucleotides long. Its product is annotated as aspartic proteinase CDR1. Gene Ontology annotation, molecular function: aspartic-type endopeptidase activity. Gene Ontology annotation, cellular component: extracellular region. NCBI's taxonomy places the organism in Eukaryota, Viridiplantae, Streptophyta, Magnoliopsida, Malpighiales, Euphorbiaceae. The transcript has a single exon. The coding region runs from base 1 to 1320 and encodes 439 amino acids. Gene Ontology annotation, biological process: proteolysis. The record is from RefSeq and is a predicted model, not a curated record.